This is a messenger RNA of Penicillium nucicola, 618 nucleotides long. RefSeq lists its product as uncharacterized. Bases 1 to 618 code for a protein of 205 amino acids. NCBI's taxonomy places the organism in Eukaryota, Fungi, Ascomycota, Eurotiomycetes, Eurotiales, Aspergillaceae. The transcript has a single exon. The record is from RefSeq and is a predicted model, not a curated record.
AUGAAAUGUUUGAUCAGGUUUGAAGCAGAUGGAUAUUUACCAGAUAUCUCCAAAAGUCGAAUUUCCGAGCCGGCUCAUGAUGAUAUGGAAAGCAUCUCAGCUUCCAUCGGAGAAGCUAGUAUCUCAGACAUCCCACUAUCCGCCACACCUCAUGAUGGGGGCAGGCUUUGCAUCGAGAAAAGGGGUCGUUAUAUCCCACACGCCGCGGUCUAUGACUUGAAGACUCGCUCUAUCAAUAAGAAAGGUGUUUCUGAUACCCUAGGGGAGGAACUGGCUCGAUUGUGGAUUGCACAGAUCCCUAACUUCAUUCUUGCGUACCACAAGUUUGGCAAGUUCGAAGAUAUCCAGGUUCAGGACGUGAGCGAGAAAGUGAAGCAGUGGGAGACAGAUCACCAAUCAGAAUUGGUCAAAUUUUCCCGCCUUCUACAAACUAUACUGUCUUUCGCUCGAAGCAGCGAAAGUGGUCGGUUUGAGAUCGAGCGCGAAGAGGGCGGAAAGUGCUUGAAUCUGAGAGAGCAAGGUGGAGUUGUCAAUAGGGUAUUAUCCCCUGCUCUGAGAAAGAAAUGUGAUUUGGGACAUCACUGGAAUGAUAUUGAGAGUAUUCAUUCUUCGGAAUGA